This is a messenger RNA of Psilocybe cubensis, 4386 nucleotides long. RefSeq lists its product as uncharacterized. Gene Ontology annotation, biological process: regulatory ncRNA-mediated heterochromatin formation. The transcript has 20 exons. Gene Ontology annotation, molecular function: helicase activity; metal ion binding. Gene Ontology annotation, cellular component: nuclear RNA-directed RNA polymerase complex. The coding region runs from base 1 to 4386 and encodes 1461 amino acids. The record is from RefSeq and is a predicted model, not a curated record. NCBI's taxonomy places the organism in Eukaryota, Fungi, Basidiomycota, Agaricomycetes, Agaricales, Agrocybaceae.
AUGGCCUCAAGGAAUCGGAAGAAAUGUGACUUCUUCGCUCGUGGAAACUGUCGAAAGGGAAAUCAAUGUAAAUUCAUUCAUGACAACCCGGCACCAGCAACUCCUACGCCCACGACUUCACAAGCCACUGCCAGCCCUCGAGGUGCGACCAGCCCGAGAUCUUCUCCAUCUGCACCCCGUCAAGUCUGCAACAUAUUCUGGCAAAGUGGCGCAUGCGAUCGUGGUUUUGAUUGUUCAUUCAAGCACACCCGUAACCCACAAGCAACGCAUACGGCAUCGCGCUCAGCUAUCAACAGUGACGAAGACCCGCCUGAUUUCUAUUCCAUCGACGGGCUCGUUCCAGAUGGCCGUGAACGAACGCAACGAGGAAGCUACGACCCUGCGGAAGUCCACAAUCAUAUCAAACCCUUUUUGAAGGAUAAUUACACUUUUGAAGGACCAAGAAACAUUGAAAGUUUUGUUCGAAUCAUAUCAAGCAUCAAUGAUCACAAUAAAAGCUGGGACAAUGGUAUUACCCGAAUUGGAGAGAUACUGCGCUUCAAGCCUGUCGAUGACUGCACGAAUGUUUUUAGAACCAGUCUUUCUUUCCAACGCGGUUAUUUUCCUAUUCUCGAGUAUCUAUCGUCAAGUCUUGUUCUGAAAAGUACAUGGCACAAGAAUAUCAACCAUUUAUAUACAGUUGUCGAGGACAACUACGAUGAUUUACACGCUGUUGUCGAUUCUUGCAUGAAUUCCAUGAUCAAGCGAAACUCGUGGAGGGAUCCGGGCUCAGCUGCAAACCUCGAUGGCGCGAACGUAUUCAAAACACUGACCACUGUCUUUCUUCAAUAUUUCAAUCGCUUCAAAAGCUCAAUCCGUAACCAUCCUGAAAUUGUCAACCUCGUGCAACAUCUUACAGAGUGGUUUGAUAUUUGGGUUGCUGGCGUGAUGACGAAAUCGCCGGUGCUCUUUGAGGAUCCAAUUACCGACCUUGAUCCUCGCCGUCGAGGGUUAAUCAUAGAUCAAAUUCACGACGAUAUCAAUCGAUUAGUCACGAUUGUUCAAAGAGAGUCAGACCAUGCUACUGUUCUUAAGCGACACACGUCUCGCCCUGCAGUAACUGUGGCGCAGCGGCGCAAUGCCGAAAUCAUGCGCCUUGGGCAAAUCUAUGAUCCCCCUGGUGAACUUAGACCAGAAGGUCCCAGGCAUGACAAUGACUCCAUUGAUAUUGCUGAUAUACGAAUCGCUCCUACUCAAAACGAGCUGCUUUGUGAGAUUUCCCCAUACCUUCCCGCCUUUCUUCCCGAAGCCCAGCAUCACUGUCUGCCAGAUUCAAUGGAACGUCAUCUUGACAUACAAUUUCGUCUCCUUCGCGAAGAGUUGAUCUCGACAAUAAGGUCAUCUAUAAAUGCCGUUUAUCAAGAUCUUCGCGAGAUAUGGGAAUCUCCUGGACAGCGUCGAGAUACAACCAAACUUGAAAAGUUACUUUCCAAAGGCGGUGGAGCAUACAGGACCACUGGUUUAGAUUCUGUUUUUUUCAUGAUUUAUGCCAAUGUUGGUUUUGCUCCUGUUCGUGCCGAACGCCGUGACCUUACGGUUGGGCUUUUGAUCGACCCACCCGCAGGAGCUGCUCGUGAUCCACAGGCAUCAAAACGAGUUGCAUAUUGGAAAAACAGCAGGCGCUUACAAGGAGGCGGACUGGUCGCCCUUCUUGUUGUUUCUAACAAAACUUUAAAGGUCUAUCUUGGGGUUCUUGCAUCCUUCGGCGACGAUAUUGCAGAGUCGUCAAAGGCAUCUGCAGAAAAGGUUCAAGUCAGGAUCACUUUCUUUGAUCCAGAAGUAGAAUUUCGCGCUUUGAAAAGGGAGAAACUUUCAGGAAGCUCGUCGUCGUACGCGUUCCUAGUUGAUGGUUCCGUUAUGUUCGAAGCGUCACGGCCAUUUUUGGAGAGACUUCAAACCAUCGAGCCCACAGAAAUUCCCUUUGGGAACUACAUUUCUUCCAGCAAUUCUCUGGCAGACGUUCAAGUCAAACCGCCUCGCUAUGCCACCAACCCAAGAUUUAAGUACAACCUUCAAUGUUUGGCAAAAGAUCGUGAACAUCGAAUCUCGGACUUGGAUAUUACUCGACCCGAUGCAGUAAACCUUGCCCGUCACCAAAUGCUUGAAUCCAGCACUCUCGAUCCCUCUCAAGUUGAUGCUGUAAUCAACACAUUGACAAGAGAGGUCUCCUUAAUUCAAGGACCACCUGGAACUGGAAAGAGCUUUACUGGUCGGGAAAUUCUGCGCAUUCUUUUUGCCAGCAAAGUACGGCCUAUUGUUCUAAUUGCUUACACCAAUCAUGCUUUAGACCAUUUGCUGAGAGAGGUUCUCGAUGUAGGGAUUACCAAGAGGCUGGUGCGCUUAGGCUCUCGUUCAUCCGAUGAAGUUGUCGCAGAAUACACCUUGGACAAGCUGGAAAAACUUGCCGAAAGAUCCUCCCUACAGCGCUCGAUAGGGAAACAAUAUGCUGUCAUGAAGAGGUUGGAAGAAGAUAUGAGUCGAGUUAUGGAAUCCAUUCAACUACCGAAAGUUUCUGCUCAACAGGUCGAAGAUCACUUAGAUAUCCAUUUUCCGCAAGCAUUAAACGUGUUAUUGUCACCUCCUUUCUGGAUAUCACAGCUGGCUGAAACUUUAUGGGCGGAUGAAGAUACAAACGGAGAGUGGUCCACUGUUCGUGGCAAAGGAAAGCAGCAGGCUGGGGACGUUGUCUCACAUACAUUCUACGAUUUCUGGAAGACGGGUGCAGAUAUAGCCUUUCUGGCUCCAGUUUCCAUGGCGCACUCGCCGAUGCCUACACCUGGCAAAAAAAAGAACAGAGCGGCUAAAUCACAAGGGACUACAGUGCUACAAGAGGACCCAAAAGUUACUCGAUUCUUUGAAACACUUGAAUUCGGUAACAAUCGACCGCAGAUACCCGAUCAGAAUCGACCCCUCACUCGGCUUAGAAAUAGCGAGGACUUGUGGAAAAUGUCGUUGCAAGAGAGGACACGAUUGGCAUUGGCCUGGGAAGAGGACAUUCGUGUUUUGGCUUACAAUAUAAAUCUGGAUCGGUACAAUAGUCUUCGGGAAGACUAUAAAGAAGCAUGCAAAGAAUACAAUGAUAUAAGAGAUGAGACCCGCCGGCGAUUACUUAGUUCUGUUGACCUUAUUGCAUGUACAACAACUGGGGCCGCAAAACUCACUUCGCUCAUUAAUAGCAUUGCUCCACGUGUUUUGAUGGUUGAAGAGGCUGGUCAGGUUCUUGAAGCACAUAUUUUAACGUCCCUUGUCAACUCAAUCCAUCAUCUCAUAUGCAUUGGAGAUCCUCAACAACUUCGCCCAAGCCUUGCGACUUUUGGUUUAUCAAUGGAUAGCGAGCGGGGUAAACAGCUUUUCAAAUUUGACAGGUCGCUCAUGGAAAGACUUGCGGAUUCUGGUCUUCAGAUGACGCAACUCAAUGUUCAACGUCGGAUGCGACCAACUAUAUCUCAUUUUAUUCGACGUAUACUUUAUCCUAACUUGGAAGAUCAUGACAUUGUCAAAACAUAUCCAUCAGUCAGAGGGAUGCAAAAGGACGUCUAUUUCUUGAAUCACAUCCAUCCGGAAGGUGGAUCAGAGGACUCGGUAUCGAAGUAUAACACUUACGAAGUCCAAAUGAUUCGCGAUCUCGUCCUUUACUUUUUGAAGCAAGACAUGUAUAGCGGUCCAGGGGAUAUUGCUGUUCUUUGCGCAUAUUUGGGCCAGCUUCAGAAAGUACGACAGGCACUCAAGGAUUUGAAAAUUGCUGUAUCAGUUGACGAAAGGGAUGAAACCCAACUUUUACAACAAGGUUUGGAAGAAGAAGGUGCAUUCGAGGAAGUCGUUGUGGCCAAGCACAUUCGUCUUGGCACAGUGGACAUUUACCAGGGGCAGGAGGCAAAAAUUGUUAUUGUCUCAUUGGUGCGAAAUACGGGCAACUACGACACCAAGUCAGCGUCCAUAGGAUUUCUAAAGAGUUCAAAUCGGAUAAACGUAGCGCUAUCCAGAGCUAAGCACGGCAUGUAUAUCAUGGGGAAUGCAUCUAACCUGCGUAAAAACACAACAUGGUCAACAAUUCUGGACGAUUUGGAGGACCAGGGGCUUAUUGGACAAGGCUUUCCAAUUAUAUGUGCGCGACAUCCCGACCAGGUCAAUCUUAUAUCAAAACCCGGAGAUCUUGCAUGUAUUGCCACGAGCCAUGCAGGAAGACCCCAUGCCCUCGUGGCCAUCCAUGCCCAAAAGAGUGCUCGGAAAACUGCGGUGAUUGCAUGUUCCCAAUCUACGACGUCACCCUACCUUGUAGCCAUACAGAAAAAAAAGUUCAUUGCUACCUUCUUGAGAAGCUUGAUUCGGUCAAGUGUCCAAAAUUAG